AGAAACAAACCCGUCCAGCAAGUUGGAAAAGGGGCCCCGAAACUGAGUUAGGAGAAUAAAGGAAAAUGAAGAAACUACUCCAAGAGAAAGGACUUGAAGAAUGAGUUGUCACGAAAGAAAAUCAGAGACCAAACCCCAAAAAACAACUCAAAAAGGAACCAAUCUUUUCUGGGUGCCGGUCUAAAUGGCCUUCUCCCCCCAUACAAUCCAACAACAACAAAGACAACCAUUUCACCACCCAUUUUCCAAUCCCCAUCAUCACCCACCAAUUCCCUCAGAUUCCCUAGAAAAUUCCCAGAUAAUUUUGGGGGAUUUCACUCGAAGUCCUCGUGUUGUUUCAUGGGGGUCUUGAAUAUGGAUGUGGGGUUGAGUGGUUGCAGGGUUUUUUAUGAUUAUAGGCCAGUUUAGUUCAAGGAAUUGGCAUGAAACUGUGAAGAAUUUUCUGGCUAAUUACGGUGAUGGGGUCUAGAAGGAGAUGGGGUUGCAGCAUCUGGGUGAUGUUUUGUUUAUCAGCAUUGUCGUUUGCGGAAGGUCUGAAUGGCUAUGACCCUGAGUCCUUAGAUGCUUUUGUUCAUCAUCAAGCUUGGAAGGCUCUGGCAAGGCCUUAUACAGGCAGACUGUACAGAGUUCACCUCCCUGCAAAUUUUUCCACCAUGGAAGUCUCUGUUGUUCGUCUUAGAAGUGGGAGUUUAUGGCUAAGAGGAGUGAAUUUCAGCUCCUUUCAUAUCCCUCGAAGGACUCUGCCAAUGCCUUAUGUGAAAAGGCUGGCCAUAGUCUAUGAAAACUUGGGGAACUGGUCUUCUGAUUACUACAAAGUACCCGGUUUUUCGCUUGUUUCCCCUGUUGUUGGCUUCAUGGCCUAUGAUGCCACAAAUCUGAGCGCCUUAGGCAAUCUCAAGAUCAAUUUCAGCAUCUCGGGGGACCCCAUUUCAGUUCAUUUUCCCAGCAUUUUAGUACCAAAAGAUGAAAAUGAGACCAAAUGUGUCACAUUUGGAGAUGAUGGAUCGGUUCAAUUCAGUAACAUGACUACCCCAAAUGUGUGUUUUGCACAAGGCCAGGGCCAUUUUUCUGUUGUUGUUCCAGCUUCACCAGUGAAGAAACAGAGGUGGUGGAAGUGGUGGGCGGUUGGAUUCGGAGGCGGUUUUGCAGGACUGAUUAUAGCGGCUGUGGCUGUACUGGCUGUUGUUAAGGUAGUGAAGAAGAAGAAACUGGAAGAAAUGGAGAGAAAAUCAGAAAACAGCGAAGCUCUCAACACAGUCUGGAUAGGGAGAAGCAAAAUCCCUUCUGCAACAAUGAUCAGAACACAGCCUGUUCUUGAGAAUGCAUAUGUUCCUUGAAUUCUCCUUCAGUUUUCUUUUCACCUUCUUUACACAAAAAUGCAGAUACUUUUGUAUUCCAACACAUUAGAUUAAUUAAAGAAAAAUUUGUUCUAGAUUCAUGACAAGAAGGUCUAAUUUAUUACC
This is a messenger RNA of Vitis riparia (riverbank grape), 1463 nucleotides long. RefSeq lists its product as uncharacterized. The record is from RefSeq and is a predicted model, not a curated record. The transcript has a single exon. Lineage: Eukaryota; Viridiplantae; Streptophyta; Magnoliopsida; Vitales; Vitaceae. Bases 459 to 1337 code for a protein of 292 amino acids. Gene Ontology annotation, cellular component: membrane.